Messenger RNA from Onthophagus taurus, 1935 nucleotides. It is a transcript of the gene tos, whose product is annotated as Exonuclease tos. Lineage: Eukaryota; Metazoa; Arthropoda; Insecta; Coleoptera; Scarabaeidae. Gene Ontology annotation, biological process: mismatch repair; DNA recombination. Gene Ontology annotation, molecular function: 5'-flap endonuclease activity; metal ion binding; 5'-3' DNA exonuclease activity. The record is from RefSeq and is a predicted model, not a curated record. Gene Ontology annotation, cellular component: nucleus.
AACCUAACUUUUUUUAAAAUCCCGCUCGAAUAAUUAUUGAUCUGAUACUAUAAUACUCUAAACAACUAAUUUAAAGUAAUAAUACCACUUAUAAAUCAAUGGGAAUUAGCGGUUUGUUACCGUUUUUGGAGAAUGCCUCAGAAAAAGCCCACGUUUCAAAAUUUAGGGGCUGCACAGCGGGUAUUGACGCUUAUUGUUGGCUUCACAAAGGUGCAUUUGGUUGUGCUGAAAAACUAGCGAAAGGAGAAGAUACCAAUGGAUAUGUUCUUUAUUGUAUGAAAUACAUAAAGAUGUUACAAUCGUACAAAGUCCGCCCAAUUCUCGUUUUUGAUGGACAACAUUUACCAGCAAAACGCUUAACAGAAGAGAAAAGACGAAAUAAUAGGCGUUCCCUUAAACAUAAAGCUGCAGAAAUGUUACGUUUAGGCAAUGUGUUAGAAGCAAGAAAAUAUCUAAGCCAAUCCAUUGAUGUAACACAUAAAAUGGCUUUAAAUUUAAUUAAAGAAUGUCGUGAAAAGGGGAUUGAUUGUAUUGUUGCGCCUUAUGAAGCUGAUGCACAAUUAGCAUAUUUAAAUAUAUCGAAAAUUGUUGAUUUUGUUAUAUCUGAAGAUUCUGAUCUUACAUUAUUCGGAUGUAAUCAAAUACUCUUUAAAAUGGAUAUCAAUGGAAAUGGUGUUUUGGUAAAUGCAGACAAACUUAAUGAUUGUAUGAAGCUUAGAAGUGAUAAAUUCUCAUUUGAUAAGUUUAGAUAUAUGUGUAUUUUAUCUGGAUGUGAUUACUUGGAUAAUUUACCAGGUGUAGGUCUAAAGAAAGCACUCAAAUUUAUUUCUGUUACUGAAAACCCAAGUAUUUAUAAUGCGUUAUCACAAAUAUCAUCUUAUUUAAAAUUAAGUAAUGUAACAGUUACAGAUGAAUACAGAGAGAAUUUUAUGAUUGCUGAUGCAACAUUUCAAUACCAAAUUAUUUUUGAUCCAAAAGAACGUCGCUUAAAACCUUUAAAUCCAAUUUCGCCCAAUGUUGAUUUAAAGCAUUGUGUAAAUGCUGGAAGUAAAAUUGAUGAUGCUGUUGCAUUUCAACUUUCUUUGGGUAAUUUAGAUCCUUUUACGCACAAACAAGUUGAUGAUUGGGAUCCUGACUCAUCUUCUUUACCUACAUUUAGUAUUUGGUUAAAAAAUAAUAUGUUUCAAACUAUGAUUAAGACCAGUAAAGAUCCUAUAAUAGUAACUCCUAAAAAAAUUAAAAGGAAAGCACCUUUAGAAAAAGAAAUUGUGGUGGAUGAAGAACAUGAAGAAGACAUCAUGGUUAUGUAUAAAAAAAUGGGACCAUUUAAAUCACCAGUUAUUAAAAAAUCGGAAGAUAUAGAUGUGUUAAUUCAUGGCGAAAUCAAAAUGACGAGUGUAAAUCGGUGUUCUAGUGGGUUUAAUAAGAACGGGCCGACUGUUGUUGAUUAUAAAAAUGGGUUAUCAAGUAGAUUUUUUAAGAAAAAUGAUGAAACAAAUAAAAAUGAAAAUAACCAUGAACCGAUGGUUUCUUUAUUAGGAGCUAUUGACAAUUUAAUAAAACGACGUAGCGAUGAAAUAAUCGCUGUUGAUAAAAAUGAGACUAAAGAUGACCAAAAAAUAUCUCCGAUAAUUACAAGAAAAAGACGAAAUGAUUUUGAAAAUGAAUCCAACGUUAAAGAUAACUUGGAUAAGAGAAAAUGCGAAGAGAAAGUACCAACAUCAAAAGUAACACCUAAACAAACUCAACGAGUUGUUUCUAAACGAAUUAUUAAAAAACAAACGUCUAUAUUAACAUUUUUUAGCAAAUAAGUUAUUUGUUUUAAUAGUGUAAAAACUUUUUACACUGAAGAAUUUGAUCUGUUUCUAUCUCAAUGUAAUAAUUUAAUUUUGAUUUUACUUAUUAAAUAAGUGAAUUUUCUUUUUUAUAAAUGAA